Molecule: messenger RNA, 571 nt
Organism: Pelmatolapia mariae (spotted tilapia)
Lineage: Eukaryota; Metazoa; Chordata; Actinopteri; Cichliformes; Cichlidae
Product: SUN domain-containing protein 3-like
Exons: 5
Coding region: 44-571 (175 amino acids)
Cellular component (GO): nuclear envelope; meiotic nuclear membrane microtubule tethering complex
Molecular function (GO): protein-membrane adaptor activity
Source: RefSeq, a predicted model, not a curated record
CUUAGGAAAAAGAAUUGACUUCCUUCUUCCAGUUGGGGACAGGAUGCCCAACUUUGCUCUGGAGGAACUGGGAGCAAAGAUUGUUAAAGAACAGUCUUCAGCAUCCUACCUUUCAGAACAGGCUGGAUUGAAGCUGUGGGGGCUUACAUUGAUACCCGCAAAACCACCCUGUGUAAGCCCAAGAGUCGUUAUUCAGGGUCGAGCACCCAUGGUCCCAGGAGUGUGUUGGAGUUUUGCGGGCUCCCAGGGACAUUUAACAAUUAAGCUGCCACAAAGCAUCGCCAUCAGUCAUGUGACACUGGGUCACAUUUCUAAGAUGGUGUCACCAUAUGGAAAGGUCUCCAGUGCUCCCAGGAUGUUUUCAGUGUUUGGAAAGAGAGCAUUAGACGACAGUGGUGUCCACCUGGGAACAUUCGUCUAUGAUGAAAAUGGAGAUCCACUCCAAACAUUCAGGAUACCCGACGACAAAGUAGAUGUCAUCCGCUACAUUACGCUGCAUGUGUUGAACAACUGGGGCAAUCGCGAGUAUUCCUGUCUGUACAAGUUCCGAGUUCAUGGAAAGCUGGCAUAA